GCCUUUGUCCUACUGGCCGCAGGCUAAUAACCCACAUAAGAGGAUCAAACAGCAUCUGUAGCAUAUACAGCGUGUGGCAAUAUUGUGCCGCUGUGAAAAAGCCAAUUGAUACGGCAAGGACAAUGGAGCGGACGACUGCCGCUCUCGGACGACGUCUUGCUGCCAAAUCCCAUCCUCCACGCACUCAUCAACCCCAAGCAAGAGUAACGUAGAGCCGUCAGGCGCAUGGAAACAAACGGAAAGAGAAGGGCUAACACUGCAAGGACGUUUUGGUCGGCGCAGCGGGGCUCUCCGGUGUCAUGCAGCGCGCAAGCAUGUCGACAAAUUACCGUAGAAAGGUGCAGAAGUAUUCAAAAAUCAGGAACCGUUGAGAAAGCUCAGCGCACUAUACAAUCUCUCCUAACUGGGAAAAGCAAGAGACAGCUAACGUAACAAACUAAUAUAUGCGGCCCGGGUGAACCGCCACUGAACCAGCACUGAACUAGCAUGUACCAGGUACCGGGGCACAUUCUUGCCGGUCAAAAUCCGAAAUUGCCGAACCAACCGACAGAAAAAAAUGCUCUGUCGCAUAACGUCACCUCCCGUGUCUAUGGAUAACGUUACUUCCCGCUUCCGCAAUAAGCCGACAUCCAUCCAUACUGGCUAGUUGAAUUAAACGACGUUUGCUGUGCGGCGGCCAAAUCUACACAAAAAGCCUCCCAAAAUUAUACGCCGACGAAAUUCUAUUAUCACAUUUUAUGGAAAAAAACAUGGAUAUGUUUUCUAAUUUCUCUGCGGAUGUGCUCCCAUUUGUGGAGUCGGUGGAUUUGACACUAUCGUUUCGCAUUACUGCCACCGUGCUGCAUUCAGCCAUUUUCUUACUGGGAGUGUCUGGCAACACUCUGCUUGUCGUGGUGGCACAUAGAUCCAUGUUUCUCAAGCAGCCUAUGUACACCUAUUUGGUAUCGAUGGCUUAUGCCGAUCUACUGGUCUGUUUAACGGCCAUUCCGGAAGCCAUUGUGUCGUACCAUUUUCGAAAUCAUUGGUUCCUUGGCCAGGUGGGCUGUUCCAUAUUUGUUUUCCUCAAUUUUUUCGGGAUUAAUGCCGGGGUCGCCAGCAUGACCAUGAUGAGCUUUGAGCGCUACCUUGCCAUUUGCCGUCCAUUGCUAGCCCGCAAAAUGUGCACCGUGGAGCGCACGCGCAAGAUCAUCAUCUGCUUAUGGAUCGCCACCGCAGUCUACUGCUCACCGUGGCUGGGUCUCACCAAAGCAAAAGCCAUCGAGGGCACAGAUUGGGAGGUCUGCGAUUUUCGCUUAACGCAGGCGUACUAUAUCUUGAUUUUUGGAGCGGAUUUGUUGUUAUUUUACUGCACUCCACUGCUGGCGGCAGUGAUCAUCUACGUAAGAAUCCACGAGACGUUGCGCAAGCGUGAAGCGGCGAUUGACGUUUUGAUUAGUACGGCGGAAGACUGUAAACUCUCAAGGGAGUCAGCAAUGCGGAAUAAGGAUGAGCAGGAGCCAAGCAAGCCACUUUUGUCUGACUCUGGUAGCGCUGUUAUUAACGGCAACGGGUACAGCUGUGCUUUCAAUCGAACUGAAUCAGUACUAACCCAGCGCAAGCAAAUCAGAGCCCGCAUACAGGUUGUGCGAAUGCUGUUUGCAACCGUAUUGGUGUUUGCCAUUGCCUGGUUGCCAUACCGUGGGUUGUUGUGGUACAACACUUUUGCGGCCACGCCCUGGCUCAACGAGUGGUACUCCUUGUUCGCCAAGACACUCAUUUAUCUCAACUCGGCGAUAAAUCCAGUGCUUUAUAACAUUAUGAGUGCGCGGUUCCGAAGAGCAUUUUAUCGGAUUAUCACCUGCAAAAAAGUACGCCAGUCGCCUAAAAAAGCCAGUGGUGAUGGAACGAGAUCCACACUUUACGUGUAAUGUUGACAGCCUAAAGUCUGUAACUCCUCAAGUCGGUUUAGAUAUUUGGACAUUGUUGCGCAAUUAGUUUACAGCGAAAUGGCGAAGCUAAAAAAUGAAACUCGUAUGCAGAAAUUCCGAGGUGAUGUUUGCGGUCCCGCGAAUGAACAUA
Messenger RNA from Paramacrobiotus metropolitanus, 2058 nucleotides. RefSeq names its product thyrotropin-releasing hormone receptor-like. Gene Ontology annotation, molecular function: thyrotropin-releasing hormone receptor activity. The record is from RefSeq and is a predicted model, not a curated record. Lineage: Eukaryota; Metazoa; Tardigrada; Eutardigrada; Parachela; Macrobiotidae. The coding region runs from base 738 to 1907 and encodes 389 amino acids. The transcript has 8 exons. Gene Ontology annotation, cellular component: membrane. Gene Ontology annotation, biological process: G protein-coupled receptor signaling pathway.